This is a messenger RNA of Oryzias latipes (Japanese medaka), 3141 nucleotides long. It is a transcript of the gene marveld2a, whose product is annotated as MARVEL domain containing 2a. NCBI's taxonomy places the organism in Eukaryota, Metazoa, Chordata, Actinopteri, Beloniformes, Adrianichthyidae. Gene Ontology annotation, cellular component: bicellular tight junction; apical plasma membrane; cytoplasmic vesicle. The record is from RefSeq and is a predicted model, not a curated record. Gene Ontology annotation, biological process: bicellular tight junction assembly.
CUGUGCGGUUCGGCAGAGGUUCCGUCCGCGGAGACGGAGACCGAAAGCUUUUCUUCUCUUUGCUUUGCGGCAUAAAACUUCACUUUUAGGCCGUUUGCGUUUAAGACCACUCUUCACUUUUGGUGAAGUUUAGGUCUUUUUCUCGUUGAAGAAACUCUUCAAAAGUCGUUAAGUUUGUCCGAAACUCAGAACUUUACGCCUUUAGAAAAGCAACAAAGUGGACUUUGAGAUUUAAAUAAAGUUUAUUCAAAUGUUUUUGGCUGUAAUCGAGAUCCGGGGGUGACCGCAGCUCCGCCGCCCUCCCUUAGGCCUCCGCCGCCGGACUUUGAUUGUUCGGGAAGCAGAAUUUCCUCCACAGCGGGACUUUAAGGCGGUUCCUGGACUCUCUGCCUUCAUACCAGGUUUGCUUUUUGAGCCGCGGGCCAAUGUAAGUCCAGUUGAGUGACUGCGUGUGAAGGAGGGACCACCACCAUCCUCAUGUCCUAUGGAGGAGACUUUUACGGACGCACUGAGCGUGUCCGCCAGGCGCCGCACUAUGACCAGGUUCCUCUGGGUUCUUUACCCCGAACAGACUCCUACGACUCCCAGCUGAGUGCGCCGUACUUGGGUCAGAGCGCCGACCCCCUUCCUCCCCCGCCGCUGCCGGAGCAGCCGCCUGUCGGCCCAGAGUCAGUCCCCAGCGAGGACGGUGCCGAGUUAGAUCCCGCCAUCGACAUCAAACCGGUCCACCGCUUCGUCCCCGACUCCUGGAAGAACUUCUUCAGGCUCAGCAACCGCAGCAGCAAGAAGGCGUGGUCCAUGCCUGCCUCCUCCACUGACAAAAACAACAGCACCACCAACGGGGUGCGCUGCUCCCCGCCCCACUCCCCUUCUCUUCCCGGAUCGUACCGCGACCCGUAUGGCGGCUCCGGCGGCAGUUACAACUCCCACAAGGAGCUUCUGGACGGACAGAACGGACAGGAGUCCUUCUCCGGACGCACUCACCACACGGGUCUGACCUACAGUGAGCGGGUGGAGGAGUACAACCAGCGCUACGCCUACAUGAAGUCGUGGGCGGGGCUGCUGAGGAUUCUGGGCUGCGUGGAGCUGCUGCUUGGCGCGGCCGUGUUCGCCUGCGUCUGCGCCUACAUCCACAAAGACCACGAAUGGUCCAGCAUGUUUGGAUCCUCGUCCCCCGGAGCUUAUGGCGCCGGGUAUUACGGCGCCGGAACAAGCGGGAGCUACUACAACGGCCCCAUGACCCCAUUUGUGUUGGUGGUGGCGGGGGUGGCCUGGGUGGUGACUGUGAUUGUUCUGGUGUUGGGGAUGACCAUGUACUACCGCACCAUCCUGCUGGACUCGUCCUGGUGGCCCCUGACUGAGUUCAUCAUCAACCUGGCUUUGGCCCUCCUCUACUUGGCCGCAGGCAUCGUCUACGUCCGGGACGCGACCCGGGGGGGCCUCUGCUCCUACCCCGUCUUCAACGCCGGCAUCAACGCGGCGUUCUGCAGGAUCGAGGCGGGCCAGACGGCCGCCAUCAUCUUCUUGUUCUCCACCAUGGUGGUGUACCUGAUCGGCGCCAUCGUGUGUCUGAAGCUGUGGCGGCACGAAGCCGCCCGCCGGUACCGGGAGCGGUACGGCCUGCAGCCGUCUGAGAUGCGCUCCGUCCAGACGACGCCGAGAGUUCCAGUUUCUGAGCCAGUUCCCAGAAUUCAAGAGGUGGUCCGGGACGCGGCGGCCGUCCCCAUCAAGGUGCCUCUGAAGGCGGUUCCCGCUCAGGUGGUUCAGGGAAGCAUCCCGUCAGGAUACAUCCCCAAACCCGUCAUCGUUCCAGACUACAUCGCUAAAUAUCCAGCGAUCCGGUCCAGCGAGGAGAAGGACCGGUACCGGGCCGUGUUCAACGACCAGUACUCCGAGUACAAAGAGCUCCACUCGGACGUCCAGGCCACCCUGAAGAAGUUUGAGGAGAUGGACGCCAUGAUCCAGACGCUUCCUCAGCAUCCGACCAGUCAGAUGGAGUUGGAGCGGAUCCAGAGGAUCCUGCAGGACUACCAGAGGAAGAAGACGGACCCGACUUUCCUGGAGAAGAAGGAGCGCUGCGAGUACCUGAAGAACAAACUGUCGCACAUAAAACAGAAGAUCCAAGAGUACGAGAAAGUCAUGGAGUGGAACGACGGAUACACUUAGAUCCUCCUUCAGAAGCGACUUUUGGAUCGCGGGGAAAACCAAAAACCACCAGCUUUCUGUCUGAACGCAUCUCCACGGGUCUGUAGGGACUCUGUUCGGUAGUUUGGUGUUUGUUAAAAAAGCCUUCCUCGUUUAUCCAAAGAACUUUCAGCUUUGCGACAAAAACGGCAGACGGAGAGGCUGAACGUCCUCCAACACUAAAACACACUUCCAGAUUCAAAGGACUUUGUGUCCCCCAGGAAUCUGGGUUCUUUCAUUUCACACUAAUCACAAAAUGCACUUGACAUGAAAUCUGAAACCUGAUGACGGAUCCAUCAGAAAAACAGCAAAGCACAUUCAGUUUUCUCUUUUCUUUCCAUCUAAAUGCAGAAAAGUAAAGUUUCAUUCGAAAGGCAACUCAAGGCGGUGAAGGGACCGAGGGGUUAACGGCCAUCAGGUGACGGACCCGUCUGCUGCCCGAUGUGGAACAGAACCUUUUAAAUGUGGCAUUCUGUUUGCUGACCAGCAGGGGGCGACGGUCAGACUGUGGAGAAACGUUGGCUAACUGCUCAUCUGCUUUGGAAUAAAAACUUUGAGGUUUUCUUUCAGAAAGUGUCUCUGAAAAAAAUCCAGGACGAGUCUACUUUAAAAGAAAAAAGAGUUCUGAUUCUGAAAUCUUUAUGAUUUUGAAGGAGUUUGGGGUUUGAACCAAAUCCUCUAAAAAAAAAAAAGAAUCAACUUUUUGCUGGUAAAAACCCCAAAAUGGUCCAAAUAUACAAAGAGUAAUUAGAUGCUGCUGCAGAAAUGUAAAACAGAUGUAGAUGUAAAACGACACUGGAUUACCUCCAAUAUCUGCUCAUUUUACAGCAUUAUGAAUCUGCUUCAUCGCUGUCUUGUCACUGAAACUGAAAAUACAUGCGUGUCUGACUCUUCCUGUCAAAGCUUUUGUAAUGAUCUGUUCCAGCAUUUCACUAAUUAAACAUUUUAUAUUUUCAA